Molecule: messenger RNA, 2109 nt
Organism: Elephantulus edwardii (Cape elephant shrew)
Lineage: Eukaryota; Metazoa; Chordata; Mammalia; Macroscelidea; Macroscelididae
Gene: SLC26A1
Product: solute carrier family 26 (anion exchanger), member 1
Exons: 2
Coding region: 1-2109 (702 amino acids)
Biological process (GO): transmembrane transport
Cellular component (GO): membrane
Molecular function (GO): chloride transmembrane transporter activity; oxalate transmembrane transporter activity; secondary active sulfate transmembrane transporter activity
Source: RefSeq, a predicted model, not a curated record
AUGGAUGCAGCGUCCGAGUGUGCACAGCUGGACGGAGGACUGGUGCUGGUCCGCCGGCGGCCCCCAGCCCCCCCAGGCCUGCUGGAGACGCUGAAGGGGCGGCUGCGGCAGAGCUGUGCGUGUGGGGGCCGGCGGGCCCAGGAGCUGCUGCAGGACCUAGUGCCCGUCACGCGCUGGCUGCCCCGCUACCGGCCGCGGGAGGACCUGGCGGGCGACGUCAUGUCGGGGCUGGUCAUCGGCAUCAUCCUGGUGCCUCAGGCCAUCGCCUACUCGCUGCUGGCCGGCCUGCAGCCCCUCUACAGCCUCUACACCUCCUUCUUCGCUAACCUCAUCUACUUCCUGCUGGGCACCUCCCGCCACGUGUCUGUGGGCAUCUUCAGCCUGCUCUGCCUCAUGGUGGGCCAGGUGGUGGACCGCGAGCUCCAGAUGGCCGGCUUUGACCCUGCCCAGGGGGCUCUGGGGACCAACGACAGCGCCCUCAACACCUCAGCCCUUGGGCUGUCACCUGGCCCCCAGGACUGUGGGCGGGACUGCUACGCCAUCCGUGUGGCAACGGCCCUUACCCUGAUGGCUGGGAUUUACCAGGUCCUCCUCGGGGUCCUCCGGCUGGGCUUCCUUUCUGCCUACCUCUCCCCUCCCCUGCUGGACGGCUUCGCCAUGGGGGCCUCGCUGACCAUCCUGACCUCGCAGGUCCGGCACCUGCUGGGCGUGCGCAUCCCACGGCACCAGGGCCCGGGCAUGGUGCUGAGCACCUGGCUGAGUCUCCUGCACAGCAUCCCCCGGGCCAACCUGUGCGACGUGCUCACCAGUGCCGUGUGCCUGGCCGUGCUGCUGGCUGCCCGGAAGCUCGCCGACCGCUACCGGCACCGCCUGAGGGUGCCGCUGCCCACGGAGCUGGUGGUCAUCGUGGUGGCCACGCUGGUGUCCCACCUGGGCCAGUUCCACCAGCGCUUCGGCUCCAGCGUGGCCGGGGACAUCCCCACCGGCUUCCUCCCUCCGCAGGCGCCCGACGCCCGGCUGAUGUGGCGCGUGGCGCUGGACGCUGUGCCCGUGGCCCUGGUGGGCGCCGCCUUCUCCAUCUCGCUGGCAGAGAUGUUCGCCCGCAGCCACGGCUACUCCGUCCGCGCCAACCAGGAGCUCCUGGCCGUGGGCUGCUGCAACGUGGUGCCCGCCUUCUUCCACUGCUUCGUCACCAGCGCCGCCCUGGCCAAGACCCUGGUGAAGACGGCCACCGGCUGCCGCACGCAGCUGUCCAGCGUGGUGAGCGCUGCCGUGGUGCUGCUGGUGCUGCUGGCCCUGGCGCCGCUCUUCCGGGACCUGCAGAGGUGCGUGCUGGCCUGUGUCAUUGUGGUCAGCCUGCGCGGGGCCCUGCGCAAGGCGGGCGACCUCCCGAGGCUGUGGCGGCUCAGCCCGGCCGAUGCGCUGGUCUGGGGGGUCACUGCAGCCACCUGCGUGCUGGUCAGCGUGGAGGCGGGGCUGCUGGCCGGCGUGCUGCUGUCCCUUUUCAGUCUGGCUGGUCGCACGCAGCGGCCCCACGCUGCCCUGCUGGCUCGCGUGGGCGGCUCCACCUUCUAUGAGGACACAGUGGAGUUUGAGGGCCUCGUCCCGGAACCCGGGGUGCAGGUCUUCCGUUUUGCGGGGCCCCUUUACUACGCCAACAAGGACUUCUUCCUGCGUUCGCUGUAUGGCCUCACCGGGCUGGAUGUGGGGCGGGCGGCCGCCAGGAGGCGGGAGCUGGAGGCGCGGGCUGGCAAGGGGGGCGGCCGGGGUGGCAAGGACCCAGGCCCGAUGGGCACCUCGUCUGCGCUGGUGCCCUCAGCGGCCAGUUUCCACACAGUGGUCAUCGACUGCGCUCCGCUGCUGUUCCUGGACGUGGCCGGCCUGGCCGCGCUACAAGGCUUGCGCCGGGACUACGCCGCCCUGGGCAUCGCCCUGCUGCUGGCCGGCUGCAGCCCGGUGGUCAGGGGCGUGCUGACCCGAGGGGGCUUCCUGGGGGCGGACGAGGGAGACGCGGCCGAGGACGAGCAGCUGUUCCACAGCGUGUACAGCGCCGUGCGGGCGGCCCGGGCCCGCCAGGGGGAGCUGGCCGCUGCCCACUCCACCGUGUAG